AUGCUAAGCAAAAAAAAAAAAAAACAUGCAGCAGAUAUUAGGAAAAGAUAUUUUACAUUAUCUCGUGCAUUUCAUGAAGACAAAGUUAGAGGCUCUGGAAGAGAAGUUACCCGCGAAGACACAAUUCGUUUUCAAGAGGCCAAAAAUGCCUAUGAAGUCUUAAGUGAUGAAAACAAACGGAAUGGUUAUACUCCUGACACUUUCAACUAUGAUGAAGAGGGCAAUCUCAAAAAUCAACCUCCUCCCCCUAAAAAUCCCCCUCCUAAAAAGCCAAAAGGACCACACCGAGUUUGUGCCGGUUGUAAUAAUGACAAACCAUUCGGUGAUUGUUUACUUUCAAGCACCGAACAAGAUAGUUUUGUUAAUCAAGUUAAGGGAGCUACUCCAGACCGGUUUCCCGCCAUUAAAGCGGAAGUAUUAACAGCUAUCGGCAAAAAGGGCAAUCCUCCUGACCCCCUUCAAACUCCCAAAAACAAGGCUAUCGCAGAAAUUGAUAGCGAACUAUUAAAAGAGCCAGCAGUUGCAACUUCGGAAUUAGAUACUAGCAACCAAAAUUGA
Molecule: messenger RNA, 558 nt
Organism: Entrophospora sp. SA101
Lineage: Eukaryota; Fungi; Glomeromycota; Glomeromycetes; Entrophosporales; Entrophosporaceae
Source: the annotation of a GenBank genome assembly